Hypomesus transpacificus is the source of this 2620-nucleotide messenger RNA. Its product is annotated as tissue alpha-L-fucosidase-like. NCBI's taxonomy places the organism in Eukaryota, Metazoa, Chordata, Actinopteri, Osmeriformes, Osmeridae. Gene Ontology annotation, molecular function: alpha-L-fucosidase activity. The transcript is spliced from 8 exons. Gene Ontology annotation, cellular component: lysosome. Bases 214 to 1560 code for a protein of 448 amino acids. Gene Ontology annotation, biological process: glycoside catabolic process; fucose metabolic process. The record is from RefSeq and is a predicted model, not a curated record.
GUUACACAGUCAUUUGACCGGAGUCACGUGAUGGAGGUACACUACGAUAACAUCAUGUGCAUCCCGGAACCAUAGGAGCAGCCCACAUAUUCGUUUUUAUUAAAAAACAAUUGUAUUUCUCUGGAGCUGUGGGGCGGUAGGUGGGACAGUUAUAGGCGUUAGACCAGAGGACAUCGUGCACCAACGACAAGCCGGACAGUAGCCUACUUGACCAUGUUUGCUCAGGCAGCCUUUGUAUGGCUGUGCGUCUCUCUCCUGUUGUCAAAAACCGCCGCCCGGUAUGAAGCCAACUGGGCCAGUUUGGAUGCUAGGCCGUUACCGUCGUGGUACGACGAAGCAAAAUUUGGGAUCUUUGUACACUGGGGAGUGUUCUCGGUACCAGGGUUCGGCAGCGAGUGGUUCUGGUGGCACUGGAAAGGACAUCCAACGGACCCGAAGUAUGUUGACUACAUGAAACAGAACUAUCCUCCAGAGUUCACCUAUGCCGAGUUUGCACCCCAGUUCCAAGCCCAGUUCUUUGACCCGGAGGAAUGGGCCGAUAUAUUUCAGUCUUCCGGUGCCAAGUACGUGGUUCUAACCGCCAAACAUCACGAGGGCUUCACUAACUGGCAGUCUCCAUACUCGUGGAAUUGGAAUUCCGUUGACACCGGGCCACACCGAGACCUCGUCGGUGACUUGGGAGAGGCAGUACGCAACAGGUCGUUGCACUACGGACUCUACAAUUCACUGUUUGAAUGGUUUAAUCCCCUAUACCUGGCAGACAAAGCGAACGGCUUCAAAACUCAAGACUUUGUCUUCCAUAAACUGCUGCCAGAGCUUUACAACAUGGUUGUAAGGUACCAGCCAGAGCUGAUCUGGUCUGAUGGGGACUGGGAGGCCCCUGAUUCCUACUGGAACUCCACACACUUCCUGGCCUGGCUCUACAACGACAGCCCUGUAAAGGACACCAUUGUGACUAAUGACAGGUGGGGGGCGGGCUGCUCCUGCAAACAUGGCGGCUACUAUAACUGUGCAGACAAGUACACGCCAGGAGUCCUGCCCAAUCACAAGUGGGAGAAGUGCACGUCUGUGGACACCGCCUCCUGGGGUUACCGUAGAAACAUGAAGAUGUUUGAGCUGAUGGACCUGCCUAGUAUUAUACAGGACCUGGUGACCACGGUUGCCAUGGGAGGUAACUACCUGCUGAACGUGGGCCCCACCCCAGACGGGAUGCUGCCCCCCCUGUUUGAGGAGAGGCUGAGGGGCAUGGGGGCCUGGCUGGGGGUCAACGGGGACGCCAUCUACGGCUCCCAACCCUGGAGGGUGCAGAUGGAGAACACCUCCCUGCCAAUCUGUUAUACUUCUAAAGGGACCAGUGUGUAUGCAUUUCUUCUCACCAAGCCUCCGACAGCGACCCUCAAGCUGUCUGCACCCCUGACAAGCGAGACCACCACAGUGACCCUGCAGGGCCAGGGCCUGAGCUGGGCUCCCCUGCUCCCCUCAGGCCUCAUCGUGUUGCUGCCUGAGCUACCCUUCACCCCCGGCCAGGCCUGGACGCUGCGGCUGGAUAGCGUGCAGUAGAUCCACCUGGAGCCCUGUAGCACCAGCAUCUGGUACUGCUGCCUCAGUCAGACUGACCUGAUGAUGGGGUACCAGCAACUAGGACGACAGGCUGGCGGCUGUGCAGGUGUGAGAGUCCUCACAUGCUCACAGGGAUCAAACAAGGAUAACAUUUGUCAGUAGUUUAAUUGUACUGCGAUGCUCUGAAUGAGUCAGAUUCAUAUUUUUAUUACUUUGUCACUCUCCCUAGUCCUUUUUGAAAAGCCUUUGAUUGUUAAUUGCGAUGUUUUAAUCAGCAGAUAGUGGUUUUAAUCAGAAGAUGGUUGUUUUAAUCAGAAGAUGGUUGUUUUAAUCAGAGGAUGGUUGUUUUAAUAAGAGGAUAGUUGUGAAUGAAGGUUUUAGGGUUAGUGGUGGUCUCACAUAGCCUGACGUUUUCUCAGAAACCUCCGUUGGGCUGUGAUUAUUGGGAGUGUUUCAACCGAACUCGUAAAACAAAUAAUGCCUCUUCGCUCAAUUGGAUAGACCUGCAACCAAUCAGAGCAACGUAAUAUGUUAACUUUUACCGCAUCCCAUAGGAAGGAGGGCAAAAACAUAUUUGAGAUCAACAAAUGCCUUGAUCGCGUUUCUCUGUUCCUCUUUCAAAAUGGAUGCGCUGUCGAUGUCUUCUAAAACAGACUCGAUGGCAGAAUCAUAACAUCUCAGCUCUCCAGCGGUAGCCAUGUUUGUUAAAAACGAAUUCAACUCAAGCGCUCUUUCGUGACGUGGUUGAUUACGUUACUGUUGAUCAUCUGUCCAUCAUCGUAUAAUGCCCGCCCUGACAAUUUGAUUGGUCUGAACAGCUCCUGUUCGGACAUAGUUUUUCCCCAACCGAGGUUCUCCAGACCCAACUUCCCGACCAAAAUGUUUUGUUCUGGGCGGGGCCAAGUUGGGCUGGCAGCCAGGCUAGGUCUCACAGACUUCACUUUAUCUUUCACUUCUCUGUGGGCAAAAUUAGAUUUUAAAAUGUUUUUGAAUUAAGAAAUUAUAUAUUUUAUUUAACAAUUUUGUAAAAUAUUUACAAUAAAAAAGCAUUUUUCAUUAA